GACAGAGAGACAGGCACCAUGUAUCCCUCCCCGUCCUCACUGCUGCUGCUGAUGGUCUCCAGCUCCUGGGCCGCCCACUUCUACGGAGGAACAAUGACCUUCAACCCCAGAGGGAGCAACCCAGACGGAACCUACACGGUGGACCUUCGCUAUAAGACAGGAUUUCACAGCUGCACCUUUUCUGAUACCUGGGUUUGUGUCAGUGGGGACUGUGGGACUCGGACUAGUCUAGCGGUUCAGACAGUGGACCAGGAGAUAUCUGGAGCCUGGUGUCAGACAGAGGGACUCAUGACAAGACACGUCUCCAAUAACACACACACUUUUGAUCUGCGUAUGGAUGGGGGUAACUGGAUAUCCACCAUUAAUAAUGUUUUGGGUUGGAGGCUGUUGACUCAUGUGGAUCUUGGGGUCAGGUCUGACACGGGGAAAGCCAACCGAUCUCCACAGACCACCGUCAUACCUCUGAUGCGUGUCCCAGUCAAUUGUCAUAGAGAUUUCAACCUGUUGUCCUUUGACCCGGACGGGGAUACGGUCAGAUGCAGAUAUGCAGUACCAACAGAUGAGUGUGACACAUCUAGUAACCUUCCUGGUGUUGACUUUACUCUACGAGGGGACUGCACCUUGUCAUUUUGGAGCAACAGUAACACCACUGGAACAUAUGCAGUUCAGAUGAUGAUGGAGGAUUUCCCUACUCAGUCCAUCUCCCUCUCCUAUACCGAUGGCUCUCAAUCUAACAGGACCUCUGGCCAUACACUCAGCAAACUGCCCGUUCAGUUUGCAAUAACAGUCGACCCCGUGGUGCCAUCCUGUACGGAGGGGGUGUACAUACCCAUGUUCCUGUCUCCAACGCCAGCCCAGGGUGCACUGCUCUACGCCUCCGCAGACCAUCCCCUGGAGAUCACUGUCAGAGCACAGGCUACCAACUCCGUGGUUUCAGAGCUGUUGAUGAGUGGACCUGGCUACAUCACAGAGAACACCACUAGCCCAGGAGAGUACCUUCUAAGAUGGACGCCUACUGAUGAUGAGGAGGGAGGGUACUAUCCUGUGUGCUUCAUCACUCAGGGAGUGCUCGGCAGUUCCAGUUAUCACUCUGAGCUGCGCUGUGUGAUCAUCAGCGUUAACUCAAGGGCCAUCACAACCACAGCUGAGCCUACAACCCCCCCUCCUCUGACAACACAACUCACAACCACACCGGUUGCAACUACAUUUCCAACUACCACCCAACCAACUACGGAACUCACAACUUUCAGUACAAACCCAACCACAGAACUCACAACUGACCUCAAAACAUUCAGUGCACGCCCAACAACUGAACUAACAACUGAAUCCACAACUCAGCUUACAACUACCACAGCGCCCACACCUACUGACUUCACAAAUGUCAGUACAAACCCAACCACUGAUCUCACAACCAACGGUGCGGGCAAUACAACAAUGAGUAGUGGGCCUAGAUACAUUGUUGGACUGAGGAUGAAACUCUCCUCUCUGACACCAUUGACAGAUGAUUACAUCAGAGAAAUUGUCUUACAGCAGCUCCGCGAGGAGCUGAUCAGACGAGGGCUGUCAGGGAAUGUCACACUACGCCUGAGAGCCACUCAAGAGAUCAGCCCCUGAGGGAGGAACAGGAAUUCAUCUCAAGUUUCUUGCACUCAAUUGUCUUUUCUUCCCGGCACCGAUUCUGCAGACAGUGGUUAUUUUUGAAAAAGAAGGGUUUACUUGCAAUGACUGUAUAUGGUUGUCUUUUACAAAUCUCUGGUGGACAGACGCAGGUACCCCAAUGGUGGAACAGACGCUGGCACCCCAAUGGUGGAACAAGCUCCCUCACGACG
Coregonus clupeaformis (lake whitefish) is the source of this 1829-nucleotide messenger RNA. RefSeq names its product mucin-3A. The record is from RefSeq and is a predicted model, not a curated record. NCBI's taxonomy places the organism in Eukaryota, Metazoa, Chordata, Actinopteri, Salmoniformes, Salmonidae. Bases 19 to 1614 code for a protein of 531 amino acids. The transcript is spliced from 11 exons.